Molecule: messenger RNA, 1182 nt
Organism: Brachypodium distachyon (stiff brome)
Lineage: Eukaryota; Viridiplantae; Streptophyta; Magnoliopsida; Poales; Poaceae
Product: probable inactive nicotinamidase At3g16190
Exons: 5
Coding region: 183-926 (247 amino acids)
Source: RefSeq, a predicted model, not a curated record
GAGCACCAACUCUUCAAACCAAACCGCGGCAGUCUCUCCUGUCGCGCAUCCAAAUCCAUCUAUAAUCCUCUCCCAAAACCAUUUACAAAAUCGCUCAACAGUGCUCUUGGACCAGAGAAAAAAAAGAGAGAAAGAAAAGAAGGAAUUUUUACCCGUGGUGUUCUGUUUCUAAUCGGUGAUUUAUGCCAUCACAUCUGGCGUUGCUUUCGUGCCUGCUGGUGCUGGUCCUCUCCCUCGAUAAGUUCCUCCUCCACUACCUCAGGAAGCGCUGGCUCUCUGGAGGAGGCGGCAGCAUAAUCCCCAGGAUCCCGACCAGCCCCUUCAAGUCGCAGCGAUCCAUGGCGGCCGCCGCCAAGUGGACCGAGACGGCCAUGCUCGUCAUCGACAUGCAGAAGGAUUUCGUCGACCCGGCGAUGGGAAGCCCGGUGCUGGUAGCCGGCGGCGAGGGCGUAGUCCCCACCGUCGCUGAGGCCGUCUCCGUGGCGCGGGAGCGCGGCAUCUUCGUCGUCUGGGUGGUAAGAGAGCAUGACCCUUCUGGAAGAGAUGUUGAACUUUUUCGCAGGCAUUUGUAUUCUGGUGGGAAGGGUCCAACAGCAAAAGGUUCGAAAGGUGCAGAGCUAGCUGAUGGGCUUGUUAUCAAAGAAGGUGACUAUAAGUUGGUGAAGACAAGAUUUAGUGCUUUCUUUGCAACGCACCUCGAUUCUGUUCUUAAAACACUAGGAAUAAAGAACUUGGUGAUUGUUGGGGUUCAAACACCAAAUUGCAUUCGGCAGACUGCCUAUGAUGCUGUAGCACUGGACUAUGAGAAAGUUACAGUCAUUAUUGAUGCAACAGCGGCUGCGAGGCCAGAUAUACAUUUAUCAAAUAUCAGAGACAUGAAGAAUAUUGGCGUGGAAGCACCAACCUUGGAAGAGUGGCGCCAUUAAGCUUGCUGGUGGUGUACUUCAUUCUCAGCACAAUGGAACAUACCUGGGUGCAUCAAAAGAAGUGGGCCACUUCUUUUUUUUCCCUUUUGGUCUGGAUGAAUUUAGUGUUAUUAGUCUUGUAAGGCUGGAUGCAUACAACUUCUAAUCCCUAUACUACUUAGAGUUGAGGUAGAAGCUUAUAGUUAUAUUAGGCUGGAUGCAUAAAACUUAUAUAAUCCCUAUGCGUAUGUUGAUUCGAAGCGCGCUAGGCUGGUCC